AUGUUGCAUCAUCAACCAACCUCCAUCUUCUUCUUCUUCUUCACACUCUUACUCAUCCACCUCCCUCAUUUCACCACCGCACCAAUUCCCUUUCCCGAUUACCCAUGCCAACCACCGCACCACCACCACCUAUUCUGCGACAAAUCCCUCCCAAUUCAAACCCGAGCAACCUCCCUCAUCUCCCUUCUAAGCCUCUCCGAAAAAAUCACUCAACUCUCCAACAACGCUUCCUCCAUCCCCAAUCUCGGCAUCCCGUCUUACCAAUGGUGGUCCGAGUCCCUCCACGGCAUCGCAACCAACGGCCCCGGCAUUGACUUUAAUGGCACCAUUAAAUCCGCAACUGAUUUCCCUCAAGUUAUUGUUUCCGCUUCUUCGUUUAACCGGUCGCUUUGGUUCUUGAUUGGAUCUGCUACGGCUGUUGAAGCUAGGGCAAUGUAUAAUUUUGGACAAGCUGGGUUGACUUUUUGGGCUCCUAAUGUUAAUAUUUUUAGGGAUCCUAGAUGGGGGAGAGGACAAGAAACUCCUGGGGAAGAUCCUAUGGUUGCUUCUGCUUAUGCUGUUGAGUUUGUUAGAGGCUUUCAAGGUGGAAAGGGAAUCAAAAAGGUGUUGAAUGAUCAAGAUGAUGAUGAGAUUAUGUUGUCUGCUUGUUGUAAACAUUUUAAUGCUUAUGAUUUGGAGAAAUGGGGACAGUUUGCUAGGUAUAAUUUCAAUGCUGUGGUAUCACAACAGGAUUUGGAAGACAGUUACCAGCCACCGUUUCGUGGUUGUGUUCAACAAGGGAAAGCGAGUUGCUUGAUGUGUUCUUACAAUGAGGUUAAUGGUGUUCCCGCUUGUGUUAGUGAGGAUCUCAUGGGACUGGUUAGAAACAAGUGGGGAUUUGAAGGGUACAUUACCUCAGACUGUGAUGCUGUGGCUACUGUUUUUGAGUAUCAGCAUUAUGCAAAAUCGCCGGACGAAGCUGUUGCUGAUGUUCUCAAAGCAGGUGUGGAUAUUAAUUGUGGAACGUAUAUGCUUCGACACACCAAAUCUGCCAUUGAACAAGGAAUGGUGAAGGAGGAGGAUUUAGAUAGAGCUCUUCUAAACCUUUUCUCUGUUCAAAUGCGCCUUGGACUGUUUAAUGGUGAUCCGAGAAAAGGCAAGUUUGGCAAACUGGGACCUCAAGAUGUUUGCACACCGGAACACAAAAAGCUCGCACUUGAAGCUGCAAGGCAGGGGAUUGUACUGCUGAAGAAUGACAAUAAGUUUCUUCCCUUGGAUAGGAAGGCUGAUUUAUCCUUAGCUGUCAUUGGCCCAAUGGCAAAUACAAGCAAAUUAGGUGGCGGUUAUUCAGGAAUUCCUUGUUCCCCCAAAAGUCUAUACGACGGACUUAAAGAAUAUGCAAAGACAAUAUCCUACACUUUGGGUUGCCGUGAUGUACAAUGCGACUCUGAUGAUGGUUUUGCUGAGGCUAUUGACAUUGCAAAAGAAGCAGAUUUUGUUGUUAUAGUAGCCGGGAUUAGUACAAUACAAGAGACAGAGGAUCUUGAUCGAGUUAGUCUUCUUUUACCUGGUAAACAGAUGGAACUUGUAUUGCGUAUUGCUGCUGCUAGUAAAAGACCAGUGAUUCUAGUUCUUACUGGUGGAGGACCCCUUGAUGUCUCCUCUGCCGAAACAGAUAAUCUAAUCGCAAGUAUUCUUUGGGUCGGGUACCCUGGUGAAGCUGGUGGAAAAGCACUAGCUGAAAUCAUCUUUGGAGAGUUCAAUCCAGCUGGAAGGCUUCCAAUGACUUGGUACCCUGAGUCGUUUACCAGUGUUCCCAUGAACGACAUGAGAAUGCGAGCUGAUCCUUCACGAGGUUAUCCCGGAAGGACCUAUCGGUUUUACACUGGAAGUAGAAUAUACGGAUUUGGGCAUGGCUUAAGUUACAGUGAUUUCUCAUAUAGGUUUUUGUCAGCUCCAAGUAAACUCAGUUUAUCUAGAAUCACCAAAGGCGGUCCUAGAAAAAGUUUAUUAAGUAAGGCAGAUCAAGAGGCUUAUGAAGUUGAACGUGUUCAAGUUGAUGAGUUGCAAAACUGCAACUCAUUGAGCUUUUUAGUGCAUGUUUCUGUGAUGAACCUUGGUGAUUUAGAUGGAAGUCAUGUGGUGAUGUUGUUCUCAAAAUGGCCUAAAGUUAUGUCAGGUUCUCCGGAAAACCAGCUUGUUGGAUUCAGUCGUGUGCAUACGGUUUCUAACGAACCUAUUGAAACAAGCAUUUUUGUGGAUCCUUGUGAACAAUUGAGCUUUGCAGAUGAACAAGGAAAAAGGAUAUUACCCUUGGGCAAUCACAUUUUGAACAUAGGGGAUGUAGAGCACAUUGUUUCUAUUGAAAUUUAUUAA
Molecule: messenger RNA, 2355 nt
Organism: Vicia faba (fava bean)
Lineage: Eukaryota; Viridiplantae; Streptophyta; Magnoliopsida; Fabales; Fabaceae
Source: the annotation of a GenBank genome assembly